AUGGAAAACCUAGCUCCUGACGGGCUCGCCCGUCUCUCUGCUCAGAUUGCGACAGCAGUUGCGAACGCGGUCAAGGAAGCGAUGGCUACACAAGCUCAGCCAAAUCCGCCGCCGCCGGAGGAGGACAAGUCGGUCAAGGUGGCACGUAUCAUUGACUCGCUGUCGGCACGUCUUGCGACGUUCAAGCACGUUCCGGAAGAGGAGGGGACGUUCGAAAACUGGUACGUCCGCUACGAGAAGCUCAUCGACGAGGAGGGCGGAAUCCUGGAGGCAAAGGCUCGGCUCAUUCUCGCGAAGCUGGACGCCCGGGGGUACGCACUGUUCGCAAAUCGACUCCUGCCGAAGGUUCCGGACAGUCUGACGUUCGCGGAACUCAUUGCGAAACUGAAGGAGACAUUCAAAUCGACUUCAUCAGAGUUUCGCCGCCGAUACGACUUCCUCCAAGCCUCAUACAAUAGAGGAGCUCUCGAGGAGUACACCGGCAACAUUCUCCGCCGUUUCACCACUUCAAAGUGGAAGGACGACGGACGAUCAGGUCUGCUGCCUGAUCUGGAUAGUCUGUCUGCGAGACGGUUCGUUCGCCGACAUUCGAACGAAGGCGCUGCAGCUACUGGAGAGCAAGCCGGAGAUGACGCUUCUGGAACUGGAAGCGAAGAUCAAGCGACUUCUGGAAAUUCGAGACGACUCGCAACGCGUCGGGGCGUCUAA
Caenorhabditis sp. 36 PRJEB53466 is the source of this 708-nucleotide messenger RNA. NCBI's taxonomy places the organism in Eukaryota, Metazoa, Nematoda, Chromadorea, Rhabditida, Rhabditidae. The record is from the annotation of a GenBank genome assembly.